Messenger RNA from Penicillium verhagenii, 900 nucleotides. RefSeq names its product PP1-complex regulatory subunit GLC8. Gene Ontology annotation, molecular function: protein phosphatase inhibitor activity. The record is from RefSeq and is a predicted model, not a curated record. Gene Ontology annotation, biological process: regulation of signal transduction. The transcript is spliced from 3 exons. Lineage: Eukaryota; Fungi; Ascomycota; Eurotiomycetes; Eurotiales; Aspergillaceae. The coding region runs from base 1 to 900 and encodes 299 amino acids.
AUGACAACCGCACAGCAUAUGCCUGCCAAGGCUUACAGCACCGAUAAUGUGCACCACCGACCGAAAGGUAUCCUAAAGAACUCUCGCUCAUUCCAACACGUCCCCAUCUCUGAAACGGUCAGCGCUCCGCCCGUUGUGCCCUCAUCUGUUCCGGAAUCUGCCGACACCAAAGAGUUGACACUUCAGAACACUCUGCAAAACGCGGGCCCGAGACGUCGGUCUUCAUCCGGCACCCAGGGCUCAGCGUCUCGCCGGCAGUCUGAGGCUAGCAUGAUGGACGAUGACAACUCUCCCCGUCUGAAGUGGGAUGAGGCGAAUCUGUACCUGACGGAACAGGAGCGCACAGCGAAGAUGAAGAUCGAUGAGCCCAAGACCCCAUACGCCCCGCACUACGACCCGGCCGAGGAUGACGAGGAGAUGCGCAUGGAGGAUGCGAAGGAUACCUUGAUCGAUGCUCAAGGCUUGAUGGUUGACGAACUCGACAAGAGUAACAAUGUACACAGGAAGGGCAUGUCAGAAGACGAUAUCCCGGACUUGGAACUCGGCGAGCCGGAGGAGGCUCACGACGAGGGCGAAAACUCUAUCCAGGACCCCCGCGUUUUCCGCCAACGGAGCAUGAGCACUGAGUCUCAAAAGAGCGCAAAGCAUGUUCACGUUGGGACUGGAACAAAUGGCGAUGCCGUGCCUGGUGACGAUGGUCUGCUUACGACCGAAGAGGCGAAGGAGAAGCACCGACUGUUUGAGAAUCAACGAAAGAGACAUUACGAGAUGAGGAACAUUAAGGACCUUCUUGCUCAUCCCGAAGAUGUGGAUGAGAUGGAAGAGGAGGAGGAUCGGACCGAGCCCGGUCCCCCUCCCUCCAUGCCACAGAUGCCGGAACGCUUUCGCAGUAGCCAUUAG